Truncatella angustata is the source of this 1100-nucleotide messenger RNA. Its product is annotated as glutathione S-transferase. The coding region runs from base 33 to 956 and encodes 307 amino acids. The record is from RefSeq and is a predicted model, not a curated record. The transcript is spliced from 3 exons. Lineage: Eukaryota; Fungi; Ascomycota; Sordariomycetes; Amphisphaeriales; Sporocadaceae.
UAUAGGUAGUGCACCUACUACAUCGAUGACAAAUGUGCAAGCAACCACUGCUGUCCAGCAAUAAUAAGACUACGAUGGCGGCAAAUAAAACCGCACAAUGUUUCUCCAGACAGUUUACUUCUAUUGCUUCAUCACUAAUUUCAACGGUCUCCUGUCGUAACAUACGACCACCAGUCACAAGUCUUUCCAGGUUGAUUCACGUAGCAACACCCAAAGUCAAUAUGGCGGACAAGUUGUACAUCUCCGAGACCCCCGAUGAAGUCAAAAAUGCCAAGGGGCUCCAUCUCCUUACCAUGAACACGCCAAACGGGCAAGCUGUUCAGAUCUUCCUAGAGGAGCUGGCUCAGGAGUACAAAACAGAGUGGACAACUACUUUAAUUGAUAUCAGUACCAACGAGCAGAAGAAAGAAUGGUUUCUCCGACUUGAUCCCAAUGGUCGUAUCCCGGUGCUCAUUGACAACAGCCAGAAGCCUCCAUUCACAGUCCAUGAGACCUCAGCCGAACUCUUGUACCUUGAAAAGCUCGUCGACAAGGACGACAUCUUCGGCUUUAAGGACCCGCUUGAGCGAAACGAGGCCCUUCAGUGGCUUUUCUUCUGGCAUGGCUCUGGUGCCCCGUACCAGGGACAGACGAACCACUUUACUAGACAAGCCCCUGAGAAGAUUGAAUACGCUAUCAAUCGAUUUAGAAACGAGACACUCCGUGUCUACGGUGUUCUAGAGAUCCGUCUCUCUGGCAAGUACACCGGUGAGCCAAGGGAUUAUCUCGCCGGCAAGGGCACAGGCAAGUACUCGAUAGCAGAUAUCAAGACUUGGCCGUGGAUCAAUCUAUGGGAGAGAAGCGGCUUCACUCAUGAAGAGAUGAAGUCGUUCCCACAUUUGCUCAAAUGGGUUGACAGAAUCGCUGCACGCAAGGCUGUACAGCAGGGCAUCGGCAAAGCCUACAUCAAAAACUAGCCUGGUAGCCUAUGGCUUAAUCAGAUGUAUAUGUAUCGUGGGGCAGUUUGGUAUUGCGUUGCUAUUAAGUAAUGUUACAGGUUUUAUAGCUGUAUCUCGAGGUCCAUCUGCAGAGCGUGUUGCUCUGUCGCAUCAAAUCCUUCA